Molecule: messenger RNA, 1434 nt
Organism: Rhodotorula graminis WP1
Lineage: Eukaryota; Fungi; Basidiomycota; Microbotryomycetes; Sporidiobolales; Sporidiobolaceae
Exons: 10
Coding region: 1-1434 (477 amino acids)
Biological process (GO): amino acid transmembrane transport
Cellular component (GO): vacuolar membrane
Molecular function (GO): amino acid transmembrane transporter activity
Source: RefSeq, a predicted model, not a curated record
AUGGUGUUCCGCCGCUCGACCGACUCGCUCUCUCGCGCCGAGAAAGCCGCGCUCAAGCGCGAUACGGCGGCCGCCGACAAGGUCAAGCUCACCGAGGACGGCGCGUCUGCCGACGAGGUCGACGGCGUCUUUGGCGAGCAGGGAGAAGGCACGGUAAACUACCGCAGCGUCGGCUGGAAGACGACCGUCGUCUUCCUCAUCAAGAGCCAAAUCGGCAUCGGCGUGCUCGGCCUUCCGAGCGCCUUUGCGACCCUCGGCCUCGUGCCAGGCAUCCUCGUCUUCUUCUUCUUCGCUGUCGCCACGAUGUACACGGACCUAGAGAUUGGCUGGUUCAAAUUGAACCACCCGCAAGUCUACUCUAUCUCGGACUGUGGCACGCUCAUGUUUGGCCCUUGGUGCGGCGAGCUGUUCGGCGUCGCGUACUGGCUCUUCUGCACCUUCACCUGCGGCUCGGCCCUCCUCACCAUCUCGACGGCGUUCAACGCCCUGUCGCUCCACGCCAUCUGCACGGCCGCCUGGGUCGCCAUCGCCGCCGUCAUCGCCUUCCCUUUCGCCUCGCUCCGCACGUUCGGCAACCUCAAGUGGCUCGGCUACGUCGCCGUCGUGUCCAUCCUCGUGUCCAUCUUCACGGUCGUCAUCGCUGUCGGCCUUGCCGAUCGCCCUGCACUCGCACCACCUGCGCCCGAGCCGUUCGACCUCGGCGUGCGCGCGUUCGGCAACCCUUCUUUCGCCGACGGCAUGAGCGCCGUCUCGUCCGUCUUCUUCGCCUUCACGGGCACGUCGAGCUUCCUUCCCAUCGCGUCCGAGAUGCGCAACCCUCGCGACUACCCCAAGGCGGUCCUCACGGGCCAGUCGUUCGUCACCCUCAUCUACUUCAUCGUCGCCGUCACCGUCUACUGUACUGCGGGCAUCUACGUCGCGAGUCCGGCGCUCGGCACGGCCGGCACCCUCAUCAAGCGCAUCGCGUUCGGCAUCUCGCUCCCCGGCAUCAUCUUUACCGCCAUCAUGUACACUCAUCUCCCCGCCAAGCUCAUCUUCGUCCGGGUCCUGCGCGGCUCGCACCACCUCAACCACUCGACGCCGCAGCACUGGAUGGUCUGGCUGUCGUGCACGUUCGGGUGCAUCACGUUCUCGUACAUCAUCGCAAGCGCGAUUCCGGUCUUUGGCGGUCUCGUCGGCCUCAUCGGCGCGCUCCCUGCGCCCAUCAUCACCCUUCACGCCGAGGCGCUCAUGUGGCUGUACGACAACAAGCAGUUCUUCUCGGCGCCCGAGUUCCGCACGCGCAGGAGGUGGUGCGGCGUCGUCCUCAACAUCGGCCUCCUCGUCGUCGCCACGUUCCUCACCGUCGCGGGCACGUACGGCUCCAUCGUCUCCAUCAUCAACUCGGAACAGAGCUCGCCCUGGACGUGCGCCGACAACAGCGGGUCGUCCUGA